AAAACAGAAUAAAACUAAAGUUAUUAAUGAUAUUGAUAGGAAUGAGGGCUUAGCGCGGCUUCAGUGUUAUCAGUGUUAUGAUUGAUGAACUGAUACUCAAUUAAAUGGUUAAAUACAUUUUCGAUGGAACUGGCAGACAUCCGAUCGUCAGGCAUGAAAUCCUUUCGUGACAUUCUUGUAGAUGAAACAAAUUUACUACUUUGGACGGGAUUGAUUGUACCGAUAGCCCAAAAUCCUUGUAACAAAACACACACAUUCCCCGAAAUACGCGAUUUCACUUUACAGGCUGUCCCCGAGAUACGCUAUCACUGGGAACCGACAAAAAACCGCUUAUCUAAUUUCCGCGAUAACGUCCCCUAUAACAAAGGAGCUUUUAGAAUAGAGAUAAAUUUUCCAGCCGAAUACCCAUUCAAACCACCAAAGAUUUCGUUUAAAACCAAAAUAUACCACCCAAAUAUUGAUGAAAAGGGUCAAGUUUGUCUUCCGAUUAUAAGUGCCGAAAAUUGGAAACCGGCAACAAAAACAGACCAAGUUAUUCAGGCGUUAAUAGAGUUGGUCAAUGAUCCCGAACCUGAACAUCCUUUACGUGCAGACCUGGCGGAAGAAUUUCUAAAAGAUAGGAAAAAAUUUACAAAAAAUGCCGAAGAACAUACCAGAAAGCACAGCGAAAAGCGACCGGAAUAAAAUAAUAGAUGUGAAUACUAGAUGCUACACCAUCAAGAUCAUCGGAUGUUCAUCAUUGAAAAAAAAAACAGUUGUAAAUUGUAAAACGAUAUUAGGGAGAUGAUACUUACAUUCGCUUAAAUCAAAUACAUGCGUUAUCUGAGCGACGAUAAGAUAAUCAUUGAUACUCGAUGAACGUCACAUCUGUUUAGUCGAAUCCAACAAUCUGAAAAUUUUAUUAAAAAAAAUCCUUAAUUCAAA
Anopheles coluzzii is the source of this 924-nucleotide messenger RNA. RefSeq names its product ubiquitin-conjugating enzyme E2-18 kDa (gene Ubc10). Lineage: Eukaryota; Metazoa; Arthropoda; Insecta; Diptera; Culicidae. Gene Ontology annotation, molecular function: ubiquitin conjugating enzyme activity. Gene Ontology annotation, biological process: protein polyubiquitination; ubiquitin-dependent protein catabolic process. Bases 124 to 684 code for a protein of 186 amino acids. The record is from RefSeq and is a predicted model, not a curated record. Gene Ontology annotation, cellular component: nucleus. The transcript has 5 exons.